AUUAACAUGAACACAUUUUGUUUCUCCAUCUGAUUAACAAUUAAAUUUAAUUCUCUUUGGUUGACAAUUAAUUCGAUUAUCUUUUUUUUCUUUUCCAUUCAAAUAUAAUUUAAUCUCUAACCUGUGACCCUUUUCUUUGAAUUUCAUGAUGGAGCAAAUGUCACAGGAUUCAAGUUGCCUUGGAACAAAUCUUAAAAUUAACAACAUCAAUACCAGUCGACCUAAGCCUAAGAAAGUGAUGUUCAUCAGAGGAAACAAUUCUAAUUUAAUUACUACGCUAUUAAUGAAAGAUUUUAGUCGGCUUAAAAAGCCUUACUCUGUUUAUCUAAAAGAAAAACACGACAUCAAACCAUUUGAAGAUGUAACUGCUAUUGAAGAUUUGGCAAGAGAGCAAAAUUGUCCAUUAUUUAUGUUUUCAUCUCAUAACAAGAAACGUCCAAACAAUUUGAUAAUUGGUAGAUUAUCAGAAGAAGAUCAAACAAUGAAGGAUAUGGUUGAAUUUGGAAUUGAUAAUCUUUGUUCAAUGAAAGAAAUCAAAGGACCAAAGAUUCCUAAUAAUUCACGUUUAUGUUUAUCAUUUGAUGGAUCAUCUUUCCAAGAGUGUAAUAAUUAUCGACUAUUUAAAGAAUUGUUAUGUGAAUUCUUCCAAGGGCAUGUUCGUGAUAAUGAAAAGCUUUCUAAGGUUGAUUAUUGUGUCAAAUUGUCUAAAGAAAAGGAAUCAUCUAAAUUUGAGUGUUCCCGUGUCAUUCCAAGAUAUAAAAGUUCCAAGUUGUGUAAAAUUGAGUACGAAAAUCUUGGACCAAAUUUCGAUUUUUCUGUUCGACGUGUAAAAUUAUUCGCCUCAGAAGUUUUAAUGGAUAUACCUGAGGAAACACCGGAUGAUAUUCUGAUUAAACCUGAUGCCGACUCUGUAAAUAAUCCUGUUGACAUAUCAACAACUUUAAUCGACAAUACAAUUGAUGCCAAUACAAUUAGCAACAACAACAACAACAACAACAACAAUAAUGUUAAUAAUAGUGAUAAAAACCGUGAUAAUAUUGUCUGUAAAUCUAAUCGAGGAAUCAAGAGGAACCAAGAUGAUCUCAAUGAAAAAUUGAAGAGAAUGAAAUUUUUUGAUUAAUUGAAUAACCAUUGGAAAAUCAACAUAAUCAAUUUUUUUUAGUGAUCCAAAUCAAAUUGUGACCUUAUAAUAUGUAAAUAUAAUAUAUUUAAAUCCAUUAUAUUUGAUGGAUUAAUACUCUGAAUAUAAUUUUGUAUUUGGAAUACAAAAUAGCAAUAACAAUCUUGUUAAUUUAAAAUUCAAAUCCAGUCUUCCAAAAUGUGAUGACCUGAGUAACAAUAACAACAAUUAAACUGCAUUUUCUAAAUCAA
Messenger RNA from Panonychus citri (citrus red mite), 1371 nucleotides. RefSeq names its product ribosome production factor 2 homolog. Gene Ontology annotation, molecular function: rRNA binding. Gene Ontology annotation, biological process: maturation of LSU-rRNA from tricistronic rRNA transcript (SSU-rRNA, 5.8S rRNA, LSU-rRNA); ribosomal large subunit assembly. The transcript is spliced from 4 exons. The record is from RefSeq and is a predicted model, not a curated record. The coding region runs from base 146 to 1120 and encodes 324 amino acids. NCBI's taxonomy places the organism in Eukaryota, Metazoa, Arthropoda, Arachnida, Trombidiformes, Tetranychidae. Gene Ontology annotation, cellular component: nucleolus.